Dermacentor silvarum is the source of this 4085-nucleotide messenger RNA. Its product is annotated as vacuolar protein sorting-associated protein 33B. Gene Ontology annotation, cellular component: CORVET complex; lysosome. The record is from RefSeq and is a predicted model, not a curated record. Bases 161 to 1990 code for a protein of 609 amino acids. The transcript is spliced from 19 exons. Gene Ontology annotation, biological process: vesicle-mediated transport; intracellular protein transport. NCBI's taxonomy places the organism in Eukaryota, Metazoa, Arthropoda, Arachnida, Ixodida, Ixodidae.
CAAGCGCAGACAGCAUCGUUGCGUUCUGCUAUCCGGGCAGUCGCUUUUCGAUGUUAUUGUUCCCAUUCGCAGUGUUUUAACCCACUGUUAUGUGCAACAUGCGAGGCUUUGUUACUUCCUGAUGUGUUAACGUGCAUCGACAUAGGUCGGAGUUUAUAAAAUGGCGCGUUACGGAGUUCCCGACCCAUGCGCCUUGCUUCAGGAACUCCUGAAGGCUGCUACAGGGGAACUGUUGACGAGUACGCUCAUGUCGAUUGAAGGUGCGAAGGACUUGGUCAUUGAACAGGACCUCAUAUUUCCACUGGAUCACAUUGCCAGUGCUGGAGUGUUAAAGAGAACUUGCAGUGUGGAAAAAAUCUACAAGUUAGAAACAACUGCACCACCUACGGGCAACAAACAAUGUACCUAUCUUGUGAGGUCAACGAUUGCAAACAUGAAAGUGAUAGCCAACCACAUCACAUACCACAAGCAGAACAAGAAGGAAUGCAAGUAUUACAUCAUCUGUAUCCCCAGAAAGACCCAUGUCUGCGAGCAGACAUUAGAAAGCGAAGGGGUUUUCGGCUAUGUGAAGCUGCUGGAGUAUCCGCUGGGCCUCAUUCCGUUGGACACUGAUCUUUUCUCACUGGAACUUCCUGGUUUCUUCAGCACUUUUUUCAUUGAUGGUGACUGUGCAUGGACAAGCUGUGUAGCACAAUCCAUACUUCAGCUGGAAAGCUUGUGUGGUCCUAUCGACCACAUUUACGCUCAGGGAAACUGUGCAGAGGGCGUGCUAAAAGUUAUGAAGCUGUUCCCCACUGACUUCUCCAAACCCAAGGAACCUUCGUUGCCACGAAUCAGUCACUUGUUUCUGUUUGACAGAGACAUAGACUAUGCGAGCGUUCUUCUCACCCAACUCACUUAUUCUGGUCUUCUGGAUGAGUACUUUGGAAUUAAGAGUGGUAAAGUGACUUUUGACAAGAAAGUGACGGGGAAGGACCAAGAAAUGCGACUUACCGUCAACAGUACAGACCUGGUCUACAAGGAGAUCAGGGAUGCACACUUUGGAAGUGUCUUUGUGCUACUUAAGGAAAAAGCUCAACAGCUACAAUCAAAGUACAAUGAGAGGCAUGGAAUGAGCAUCGGAGACAUGAAGAACUUUGUCGCCAAUGAACUCAGGUCCUUGCAACAGCAGCACAGCUCAUUGGCAGUGUACAUUGGAUCAUGUGAAGUUAUCAAAAACUCCCGCACCAAUUUUGAAGGGCAGCUGAGAACAGAGCAUAGUUUGCUGGAAGGCUUAGAAGUGAGGGAAGGGAUGAACUUCAUCGAGGAGUGCAUCAACCGGCAGCAAUCUGCAAUAGGCACCUUGCGCCUGCUUUGCCUGCUGUCACUCACUCAAGACGGCAUUCCAUCCCAGGAGUACAAGACCCUCACGCAGCAGUUUCUGCAGAGCCACGGCCAUCACCAUAUGUGGACAUUCCAUCUUCUCAAGAAGCUUGGCCUGUGCCAGGACCAGGGAGCAAGCCGAAUAGGCGGGGCUGCGGCUUCGGCUAUGGCUCCAACCCUUGCCAGCAAGGUGGCUGCGGCCAUGGCCUCCCUUCCUAGGGCAACACGCUUCAGUGCUGUCACCAAGAGGCUGAGUCUAAUUCCACCCAAUGCUGGCGAUAGCUAUGACCUGAAGAAUCCUCGAGACAUGGGUUAUGUGUUCAGUGGCGCCUACAUCCCAGUGGCAUGUAGACUGGUGGAGCAGAUUCUGUUGAAAGAUGGAAUUCACGGCUAUGAAGAUGCCCUGAAGCUUCUACCUGGCUCGACCACAACGUACACCAAUCCACAUUCUAAAGAUCCUUCGCAGGCUAAGAUUGUCAUGGUGUAUUUCCUGGGAGGCGUGACGUUUGCAGAAAUUGCUGCACUCCGGCUUUUAGCAAAACUGAAAGGUUACCACAUACUCGUUGCAACGACUGCCACCAUCAACGGCAACAGCCUACUCGAAAAUGUCAUCAUGAAGGGGCGAUAACGAUGGAUGCAAGAAAGGAGGAGCCGUCAUCAUUCCGGUGCAAAUACAGCUGUACACACCAGUACCACUGCGCUUUUCCCUAGCUUUUUGAACUGAGGUGGCUGGCCAUCUCGCCAGAUGUCAGGCUCCCAGUGUGAGGUUAAAUCAGCUCUGCAGCACCUCUUGUGGGUUUAGCCAUUUUUUUGCUAUCUUACGCUGUUCCUCUUCCCUUGUCAUCGUGAUCGUGCUCGUUCACACCUGCUGCAUCACGUGCAACACCAUCAGUACAUUCCCCAUCGCGAGAAAUUUGAAUUAUUGGUUUCAUAACGAUCGAAGCUUGCGAAUUGGUUUAACAUGAUUGCAGGAAAGAUGUACCAGACAACAUAGACACAAGGUAGAAUAACGUAGGCAUAGCUUUAUUAUACCCUAAAAAAUAGCACGAAAGGAAAUACUGCCUCGAUAAGUAGGUUCUCCAGUCCUUCAAUAUACCACUUGUAAGUAGCGCAUUGUGUGUCCUGUACUCUUUGUUGUCUUAGCGUUGUUUGUUGCUCGCCUUCUGCAAUCAAUUUUAUUUCCUGUUUGGCCAAGCACCUCAUGGAAUGUGCUCCACUUCUCCGUUCUGACAAAAUCGUCUGCAGUGGCCUUCGCGUGUGAUGAUGACGACUUAUUGUGUGUUGUGAAGCAGUGCGCAGAAUAUAUGAGGCAUUGCGAAGGACUGAGAAUUGGGAAAAGAGCAAAUGGGGGUGUUGCAGAACCUGUUUGACAAGAAUUUGAACACUUGCCGGUGUAUACUCAAUCACGAUGAAAACAGUUUGCAUUGUGGAGCAAAACAUAGACAGCAUACUGCUAUUGUGCACAAGUGAAAUGGGAACAAGUUGUGGCUGACUGGAGUGCAAUCUUUCGUUGCCAUUUCGACACUUUGUAUGAUGUCGUUGGGAUUUUGACUCACAUGCUCAUUCCGGGGCCUAUGCCAUGUUUGGCAACAAGAUGUUUAGCGAUGUGAUGUUGCACUCACGAGUUGUUACUUGUGAGAGGUGUUCUACGUUAUAUUUUCACGUUCGAAUUUGCGACGAUGGUACUUGAUUUUUCUUUUUUGCACAAUAUAACUCUCAGUUGCUCUACUUAGUGUAUCUAGCAUGUUUGAUCAAAUCGUGUGGAGUUGGCAAAACAUUGUCAUAAAUGAACACAACUAGCCAAAUUGAUGUUUGCAUCCCAAGCAGUUGUGCCCACAGUGCAAGACACAGCUGCUUAUGUGCCACUGUUCUUUUUUUGUAAACUCACUUGGCUUGGCGGUGUGUUGGAGAUCAUUUUUGCACCACAGCUAAUUGGGAGGCUAGAUGUGUCAAAGAUACAAAACGAUCGGCCAGGGCGCCAAUCAUGCCCUUGAAAUAGACAUGGUUUGUUGUCAUGUAAAAAACAACCAUGCAAACAAGAAAGCUUGCCUCAGCCCAUUUCGAAGUUGUCCAAAUGUAUAUUCGAGUCUAUAUUAUAAACACCGUGAUAUGAUGUCUUGAACCUGAAUGAGUGCAUGCUAUUAGAUUCAGUAUUGCCAUUUAGUCAUAGGAAGCAAGAGACGAACACUUAAGGUUCGUGUACCAUUAAUGAAUUUGUAAACCUUUUGGGACCCAUAUACCAACACCUUUAAAGGACAAUUCUAGUAGCACAUGAUGUGCAAAUUGCCAGACGAUGCUGUGAUCACAUUUCAUUUCCGACUGACUGUGCCUAUAUUUUCUCGUGUUUGCACAACAUUUGUCUUUUGUCAGUUUAUAGAGUCUCUCAUGGAAUGCCGGGGCACCAGUGCAAGCCCGAUUCUCUUGCCUUUUUCUAUGCACAGAUGCUUCACAUUCAAACAUAUUCAGUCAAACAUUUUCUAUCAACCACUAGCAAAUUUUUCUGGCCAAGGUUGUUGAAAGUUCUCUGUAGACUUAAACAACAGUUGAGUGACGAUGUAGAAUGUCCACUGGGCCGUUUCCUUGAGGGCUUGUGUGGUCGCACCUCACGGAAACCUUAACGCCUGCGGAUGGCGUGUCUGGAAAUCACAAGAUUUUUUUUUCAAUCCAAGAGUUUUUUUUUGCAAUGUUUCCUAGAAGUAAGAAAUAAAUGAAACAAAGCACGA